Messenger RNA from Paramecium tetraurelia, 1527 nucleotides. RefSeq lists its product as uncharacterized. Gene Ontology annotation, molecular function: protein binding. The record is from RefSeq and is a predicted model, not a curated record. The transcript has 3 exons. NCBI's taxonomy places the organism in Eukaryota, Ciliophora, Oligohymenophorea, Peniculida, Parameciidae.
AUGCAUUAAAGACCAUAUGAAAUUGGUGCAGACUUUGGAAUUGCAUCAUAACCUACUAAAAAGAAUUCUGCUAUACUGGAGAAUUUGGGGGUUUCCAAUAAUGAAUUAGAAGGAGUGCAUAAAAUUCAAUUACAAAAAUUAUUAAAAUUGGAUCUAUCGUUUAAUAGGAUAACAGGGCUAAUAUUGGGAAGCAAAUUAAUUUAGCAUUUGAAUUUAGAAAACAAUAAAUUGCUUAAAAUUGAUUUCCUCAAUAACCUUAAAGACCUGAGAUAUUUGAAUCUAGGAGGAAAUCUAAUAGAGAAAAUAGAUUUUUUGGUUUUCAACGUUUAAGUAAGAUUUUCGUAAUUACUAUCUUAGUUGGAGGAAUUGAAUAUUAGAAGAAAUAAAAUAUGUACUUUAAAGGGAUCAUUCAGUAAUACAAAAAAAUUGAAGAUUCUUGAUGCUAGUAAUAAUCGAAUUAGUGAUACUCAAUUUAUUGAUACAAUAACUGAAUUGGAAGAACUGAAUCUAUCUUACAAUUAGAUUAGUGUGUUGAAAAUUGAAAACUAGAAUGAAAAUCUUAAUAUUCUGGAUCUUAGUUAUAAUCAGAUAGAUGACUUAAGAGUGUUAGAAUUUAAGUUCCCAUAUUUGACUAAUCUAUAUGUGUAAUCAAAUUAGAUCUAUGCAGAAAACUGUGUUGACUUUUUAAAAUUGAUGUCAAAUUUAAUCGAUAUCCAGUUUCAAGGAAAUCCAUUUUCUAGUCGGGAAUACGAAGACAAAUUCAUAGUUGAUUGUCCUUGGUUGGAAUUGAUUAAUGGUAGAGAAGUAGGCAAACCUGGUCAAUACAUAAAAUAGGAAGUGAUAGCUUUGAAGGAGAAAUUGUAGGAAUUGGAUAUAGAUGUAAAUAAUUAUCAUAUGUCUGAUUUGGAUAAUGAAGAGGGCAUUGUAACUGAGGAGAGGCUAAAAGCCAUACUUAGGGUUCAGGGAUUCUAGGAUGAUGAAGAUGAAAUUGUUAACAAAAUAAGUGAUGAGGACUAGAGGGAUGAAAAUAUUAUGGCUGAAACUGAAUUCAUCAAAUUUGUCACAGAAUAAAAUGAAUAGAUGGACAAUAUAAGAGCUUAGUAUUUGAGAAGGCUUUUGAAAACUUAAUAAUCAGAGUGUUCUACUCAAAGAGGUAAUUAGGAGGAGCAGUUCCUCUAAGAUUCCUAACUAAAGUAAUAGAUUGUUGAGGAUUCAAACGAGUAGGCAGUUGUUGAAAUAAACCAAGGGAACAAGGAGACAAUUGUAAAAUAGAAACUAUUAAUAAGAUCAUUACCUAAACCAUAAAAGAAGCAAUCUAUUCUUUCUGAGAUUAGUUAAUUGAAACAAAACAUGAAAUCAAAAGAGUUUUAUUAAUCCUUAGGUUUUAAUCAACCUCAAAAUAGAAAUCGAGGUGCUUAGCAGAGAAUGAACCUGUCUUCUGAAAAUUUUAAUAAAUCAUCGGAGAUUCGAAGCAGUUCGAGUCGUCCUCAGAUGUCUAAUUCAUAAUUGAAGUUACCUAAAAUUUGA